CAAAACAAAACUUAAGGAAAGACGUGAGACGAGAUCGCUAUAUUCUGUCACUCCGCUGCGGUCCCGGUAAAGAGAUGGAGGUUCAGUGUUGGGGGGACAGCUCCAAUGGGCAGUUUGGACAGAGAAAGAUCGUGUUUAGUCCCGUGACCUGUAAUGUCCCCGAAAUUAUUUCUAAGAUCUCGUGUGGAGAGGACCACUCUUUAUUUCUAACCCAAAAUGGUGACGUUUUAUCCUGCGGACGCAACACGUACGGACAACUGGGCCGCGAGAUCAGCAAGAAGGGAGCUCCAAUUGAGCGCAUUCAGGACCUGUCUCAGGUGGUGGCAGUGGCGUGUGGGCAGGAGCACUGUGUGGUCGCUUGUGCCUCUGGGAUAGUGUUCUCUUGGGGGGCAGGAAAUGAUGGACAGCUGGGAGUCCCACCUGAUGAACUGGGCAACAUGUACAGGCCCUGUCAUGUGCCCAUGCCACUGCCAAUACCAGUGAUACAAGUGGCUUGUGGAAGAUCCCAUUCUUUGGCUUUAACUAAAGGUGGAGAUGUGUUUUCCUGGGGUCUGAACAACCAUGGGCAGCUGGGCCUGGGAAAGACGAUCUCUCUGCAGUACACUCCUCUGUUGGUGUAUUCUCUGAGCGGAGUAGCUGUGAGCAUGAUUGCAGCUGGUUCCAAAUAUUCGCUGUUUCUCACUCUGUCUGGCCUGGUGUACUGCUGCGGUGCUAAUGAUGUGGGACAACUCGGACUCAACCGCGUGGACGAGAAAGGGAGGUUCAACACCUGUGUCAUACCUGCCCUGCGACAUCUUGGUGUGUCUUUUAUAAGCUGCGGAGAAGCACACUCUGCAGUUUUAACCAAGAAUGGCCAAGUUUUCACAUUUGGAGAUGGCUCCCGUGGUCAGCUGGGGCACAACUCUACAGCCAACGAGCUGAUGCCUAAACAAGUUCAAGGUUUGGAUGGACACAUCUCGCAGAUCGCCUGUGGAAGAUGUCACACCUUGGUUUUGAGCUCCUCUGGUCAGCUUUGGGCAUUUGGCGAUGGGGCCAAAGGUCAAAUGGGAAAUGACCAACCAGAAAAUAGUCUGACCCCCUUAGAAGUUCAGCUAACGAGAGCAAAGUUUGAGCCAUCAGACUUGAAAAUAUCAGCUGGCUGGAACACAAACUUUGCCUACACCUCACAGAGUCCAAGUGUAAAUCCAAUUAUUGGGCGACUUGAGGAGGCAAAACUGCAAAGAUGGUUGUCAACAUGUCAAAUGACUGAAGAUAUAGAGAAAGACCUUGUGGGGAUGUUUUACACAUGUUCAAGUCUUGUUGCGAGCUUUACAAAGCCUGAUGGCUCUGUCAUUGAAGCAGAGAGUCUAACUGUGGAUCUGGAGAGAGCUAGUAAAACACUGGACAAGAUGGUGGCAAUAUCCUGGAUCAAAAACGCAAUGAAGUUUGAAAUAUUGAUCAGCAUUCUCUUGGAUUCAAGACUUGUUCUAAGAUCUCCAGAGAUCAUCCUGCUUGUGUUGAGCUGCCCAACACUGCAGGAGGAUUCAGUUGUCAUGAAUGUGGUGUUGCCAUUGGCCAUCAUUAUAGCUGAUUUACAAGAGAGCAAUAGAUCACAACUGCGAAAGUGGUGGUCUUCACUUUCUCCUUCAAUUCUGAUGAAGCAUGUUUUAGCUUUCAAAAAUGCACUUAUUUUUAUGUUGAAAAAUGGCCUUCUGAAGACCCAUAACCCUGGGGUCAAAUACCUGCUGAAUGUCCUCCAACUACUCUUCAAGGCAAACAAAUCUAGAAAGGUCUACCAACUCCCACUCAGCACUUUUUACGUUGAAGAAAUCACUUUAUGCUGUGAGCCACAGGAAGAUGUGCUUAUUUGGGUUCACUUGUCAAAGCAAAAGGAUGAUGCCAAAACACCUGUCAGCUUCUGCAACUACCCUUUUGUGCUGCCUCUCAUCUGCAAGCUUGCCGUCUUCAGAAUGAUAACCACCACAGUAAAGGAAGUCCACCAAGCUGCACACUAUCUGUAUAAUGCAUGGUCACCUAUAUGGAAGUCUCUUGAUUUGCCGGACUCUGCUCCUGCCCCAGUCUUUCAGCUGACCCUGAGACGACCUCACCUGGUGGAGGACACCUUCAGGCAGCUCAGCACAACGGAUGAGGAAGCCUUUAAAAGAGAACUAGUGGUGCAGUUUGUGGAUGACAGAAAACAGACCCUUGUGAAUAGAAGGGAUUUCUUUCUCCACAUCUUUGAAGAACUGAUGACUCCAGAGUCUGACAUGUUCAUGCACAACGACAGCAAGACUCUGUUUUGGUUCCCUCCCAAGCCGCAGGUGUCAGAGAGGCAGUACUAUGUGUUUGGUAUUCUCUGUGGACUGGCGCUCUAUAAUCUGAACAUCAUCCAUCUGCCGUUCCCGCUGGUCCUCUUCAAGAAACUGCUCCGAGCCAAGCCCUCUCUGGAAGACAUGAAGGAGUUUGAGCCUAUCAUGGCCAAGUCAUUUCAGUGCAUCCUGCAGGAGUACUCGCCAGAAGUGAUUGAAAGUCUGAAUGCAACCUUUACUGUGAAUUGGGGAAAUGAAGUUACAGAGCUUGAUCCAAAUGAACCUGGAAAACCUGUCACAAGUUCAAACAAAAAAGAGUUUGUGGAUACCUUCAUUAACUACGCCUUCAAAACGUCAGUGGCUAAAGUGUAUGAAGCCUUUCAGAGAGGGUUUUUCAAAGUGUGUGACGUGAAUGUGGUGGAUCUGUUUGAGCCUCAGGAGCUGCAGGAUGUGAUGGUGGGACAGGAGUCCUGGGAGUGGGACACCCUUAAGCAGAAUACAGAAUAUCAAGGAGGGUACCAUGCUGAUCAUCCAACCAUUGUUACGUUUUGGGAAGUUUUUGGAGAUCUGACGGAAGAACAAAAGAAGGGCUUCUUUCUGUUCGUAACAGGUUACAGUCGUGUGCCCUUUAUGGGGAUGAAGAGCAUAAGGAUGACCAUCACCCUGAUGCCAGAAGGCACAGAAUAUCAUUUGCCAGGAGCCCUCACCUGCCACACCCUGCUGCAGCUGCCCCUGUACCAGAGAUACCCUGUGGAAAGAACCAUGAAGGCCCGCCUCAUUCAGGCCAUCAAUCACAACAGAGGCUUUUGGAAAGAAUAGUCCACAUAACAAAACAUGUAUCUUCCUUCUUAUGCAUGCAAGAGAUAUUUAUUGUUUAGUGUUGAAGUACUGCUAUGUCAUUUCUUCAUCCUGUUUCUAUAGAUAUACCGUUGUUAGUACUGACAGUAGUAUACAGUGUAAAAUAUCACUUGGUUAAUGAAUUACUUGACAUGUUCUGCAUCAUGUAUUCAAAUAACAAGUACCAUAAGUGUGUGUGUUAUUUUUCUUUUUUACAAUAUCUGAAAAGUUUUAGUUUUUGUAUUUAGAUUACAAAAAUAUAAAGAGGAAAGCAGGGGGCAGAUGUAUGGUGAGAUUAUAUUUGUUAAGGUUAUUCUAACAGUGGCACAGAAAUAAAGGACUCCAAAUAACAAGAACAGAUAGUUUGAAUGUUUAUGAAUAGUAAAUAAUAGCUUAAAUGUAUGGCUGGGGAGGUUUUUUGAAUCUAUUAUUGAACACAGAAGACAAUGCCUAGUGGUGAAGAUAAAAAUAAAAAUACACAAAAAUAUAUCUUAGUCUCAAAUAUUUUAUUUCUGAGAACAGUCACUUCAGUGCAUUUUAAUUUAAACACAUUUAGAAAAAUGUUUGCUGAGAGUAAACUUGUUAAGACAAUGGAAAAACAGUUUAAAUCUUCAUUCAAGCAGUUGGCAUUUGCACAUGUAUUGAAAUAUGGAGCAAAUAUUGCACUACUUAAACAAAACCCUGUGCUUCAAUAGUACUUGAAAGCUGUUGCAUAUCUUAAUAAAACCGUUUCAACAAGUUCAA
Molecule: messenger RNA, 3869 nt
Organism: Periophthalmus magnuspinnatus
Lineage: Eukaryota; Metazoa; Chordata; Actinopteri; Gobiiformes; Gobiidae
Product: probable E3 ubiquitin-protein ligase HERC6
Exons: 22
Coding region: 75-3107 (1010 amino acids)
Molecular function (GO): ubiquitin-protein transferase activity
Source: RefSeq, a predicted model, not a curated record